Epinephelus lanceolatus (giant grouper) is the source of this 1735-nucleotide messenger RNA. It is a transcript of the gene ccdc170, whose product is annotated as coiled-coil domain containing 170. Lineage: Eukaryota; Metazoa; Chordata; Actinopteri; Perciformes; Serranidae. The record is from RefSeq and is a predicted model, not a curated record.
CUACUGUAUACUCACUCCCCCUGCACAACUUUGAACUAUGGAAGUUAUGGAAAACUCUGAUGAGGUGGACCAGUCUAAUGAGAGGGAGAGGCUGAAGAUGAGAAUUGCUGUCUUGGAGGAGAGUGUGAAGUCCUGUGAGGUGGAGUGUAAGGCCAGCAGAGAGACGGUGCUGAGGCUGGUGGCAGAGCUGGACCGAGAACGGAAAAAGGCUGUCAGCAGUGCAGCAGCACUCGAUUCACUCAAAGAGGAGUUAGACGGCCUGGUGGUGGGAAGGAGGAGCAUUGAUCUGGAGAGGGGAACCCUGAUGGAGAGGCUUGAGGCCAGCAAGAGAGUCAUAGAGGCAGCGAGGCGAGAGUCAAUUUGUUUGGAGAAACAGGUGGAGGAGCUUGAAAGAAAGCUACAGUCAAGCCAAGGAGAGACGCAGGCAGCUGAGGAGAAGCUGCAGACGUUCCUGAAAAAGGCGGCAGGCCUGCUGCAGGGGAAGUCUCAGAGUGUCAUCCUGCCCACAGAGAAAGAUGUCUUACACAAUCUGGACAACCUCUGCAAUAAGUCAUGGUCAGAGAUGGAGUCGAGGCUGUGUCAUGUCUCUGAGGAGCUGAGCGAGCAGACGGAGCUCCAGCACGGUGCACUGCAAAGGGCUCAGCUUGCAGAGCAGCAAGUCCAGGACCUAAGGGAGAGACUGCAAGGUCUGGAGACUGAGCUGCUGACAGCAGACGUGCAUCGUGACGGGCUGAGACAAAGCAAACAGCAAUAUGAAGAGUUCCUGGAACAGCUGUCAGAGUCAAUGAAGGUUGACAGUAUUGCUGUGGAUCUGGGCUUCGACAUGAGAUGUAAACUUAUCAUGUCACGUGCACAGCAGCUUGUUAAACAAGAGACAGCUGCUUUGGUGGAGAGCAAAAGCCUGACCUACAGCCUACAGCGAAAGUUUAAGUCACAGAAAGACCAGCUAGAGAGCAAAGGACUCCACAUCCAGCUCCUGAGGAAGAAGGUGUCCGAGCUGGAGGAGGAGAAAAGGAGCCGAUCAGCGCUGGCUGUGGAACGAGAUGAUGCUCAUCUGGAGGCCAGGAGGCUGCAGAAGAAACUUGAGCGUCUCCAAGGCGAGCUGAGGGCUGCCAGGCUGUCCAACACUGAGCUCAAGGCCCAGCUGUCCCACACCAAUGAGCUCAAGUUGAAAGUCAUGGAACAGAGUCAGACCAUGCAGGAGCAGGAAAAGAAGCUGAAUAAGCUGGCGGAGGGGAAGACCAAGGUGGAGAAGAAGCUGAACACAGUGAGCUCAGACCUGCAGAGCCAAGAGAAGAAGACCAGAGAGGACCAGCAGCAACUCAACACCCUCAGACAGAGCCUGGCUCAGCUGUCUGACAGGGAGAGAGAGUUGGUGGAUUUCCGGAUGGUUGUUUCCCAGAUGUUGGGUCUGGAUGCCACAGCCCCGGCUCUUUCAAAUUAUGACAUCAUCAAAUUACUGGAGACCAUUCUUCACAGUCAUCAUCACCAUCACCACCUUCAUCAUCAUGUUAACAUGCCCUGGCACUGUCCUACUCACCAGAGGUCUCAUCUUCCCCAAAUCCAGGACCUUCGUGACAGCUCAUCCUUCGAUCUUUCUACCUCUAGGUCUGCAGCUCCCCUUCAUGAAGCAUAGAUUUAUACAUCAUACUUUUGCCAAACUGCACUUAGAAUGUAAACGUAUUAUUGUUGUCUAAAAGUAUAUGAAAACAGACCUUUUACAGAGUCAAAUAAU